UACAACAGACACGCCAGCUGAACCACCUCAAAUGACUCGUCAAAAGUAUGAAGAAGCAAAGCAGGAACUACAAGCAUUAUUAGCACGAAAGAAGCAAGUGGAUACUAAUCUGAUCAACUUGGAACACGCCAUCUAUUUAUUUGAAGGAUCUUAUUUGGAAGACACACAACAAAACGGAAAUAUCAUACGUGGAUUUGACGGUUAUUUAGCAAAUCGAACCGACAGACGAAAGCCCAAAUUUACAGAAUUAGAUCGCUUAUUUUCAUUGUCUUCAUCUACAUAUCAAAAGGUAAAAAGUAUAGUGUAUAAUAUUAUGUAUUAACACAUGGCAAUAGGCAUUGGCACAAAAGGAAGAA
Molecule: messenger RNA, 356 nt
Organism: Rhizopus microsporus ATCC 52813
Lineage: Eukaryota; Fungi; Mucoromycota; Mucoromycetes; Mucorales; Rhizopodaceae
Product: NuA4-domain-containing protein
Exons: 2
Coding region: 32-322 (96 amino acids)
Cellular component (GO): NuA4 histone acetyltransferase complex
Source: RefSeq, a predicted model, not a curated record